AUGUCCACCACCAUUCCCGAAACCAUGCGUGCCAUCAUGCUCAGCAACCUCGGUCCUCCCUCCUCUCUCAAAAUCGAAACAAUUCCCACUCCUAACCCCCCAACCUGGCCAAGUACUGAUAAGAUUUUGGGUAUUGAAUGUGUUGGUACUGUCGCUGCUGUUCUAGAGGAGGAGGAGGAUGGUGGUAAAGGGAAAGAUGGAUUGAAGGUUGGUGAUAAAGUAGCUACGUUUAGGGUGGAAUGGGUCGCGAUUUUGAUGGUGGAUAUGCGGAGUUUUGUGUUGUACCCAGGGCACAAGUUGCGAGGAUUGGUUGGGGCUCCCUCUUCUCCUCCCUCGAACUCAAGAAAGACAAUCCUCUCCUCAUCCGCGGCGGAACCUCCUCAAUCGGUCUCGCCGCCGCAGCACUGGCAUCCCACCUCCACCACUCGCCAACCAUCUCGCACCCCACUCCUUCUCGACACAGGUGCACAUCACGUUCUCAUCGAUCUACCAUCCGGUCUCCCAUCUCCCACCACCAAUAUCCGUUUCGAUACAAUCCUCGAACUAGUAGGACCCACCACCCUGGAUGAUUCGUUCCAGCUGUUGAGAACUGGAGGUGUAUUGUGUCAAGCGGGUAUUUGUGGUGGUAAAUGGAUUUUGGAAAAUUGGAGUCCUUUUGCGAUGGAAGCGGAAUAUUUCACAUCAUAUGCGAGUAGUGUGGAGAGAUUCUUGGAGACGAGUUUGGACAGUGUGGCGGGAUUGGUUAGGGGAGGGAAAAUUAGGAUUCCGAUUAGAGUUUUUGAGGGGUUGGGGGAGAUUGUGGAGGCGCGUAGGGUUAUGGAGGUGGAGGGGGCGGCGGGGAAGAUUGUAGUAGUUGUUUAG
Molecule: messenger RNA, 861 nt
Organism: Botrytis porri
Lineage: Eukaryota; Fungi; Ascomycota; Leotiomycetes; Helotiales; Sclerotiniaceae
Exons: 3
Coding region: 1-861 (286 amino acids)
Source: RefSeq, a predicted model, not a curated record